Naegleria lovaniensis is the source of this 309-nucleotide messenger RNA. RefSeq lists its product as uncharacterized. The transcript has 2 exons. Lineage: Eukaryota; Heterolobosea; Eutetramitea; Acrasida; Naegleriidae. The record is from RefSeq and is a predicted model, not a curated record. Gene Ontology annotation, biological process: respiratory electron transport chain. The coding region runs from base 1 to 309 and encodes 102 amino acids. Gene Ontology annotation, cellular component: mitochondrion.
AUGCAAAACCAACAACUGCGUCAACAAGCCAUCAACUUAUACAAACGAUUUCUAACAAUGAUUCCCCACUAUCCAGGAGAAGAAAACCCACAAGUACUCAAAGCUCGUUUAAAGAAAGCAUUUCUUGCAAAUAAAGCAAAAUCCGAUAUGGGUGAAGAAGAAUUUAAAAAUCAACUUGCAAGAGGAGAAUAUGUUUUAAAAGAAGUAGAGGCUUUGGUGAGAUUAAAAAAGUAUCGUACACUUGAUAAGAGAUAUUCUGCUCACCGUUUGGAAAAUAGUCUAUUUCAAAACAACGAAGAUCAGAAAUAA